Plasmopara halstedii is the source of this 2043-nucleotide messenger RNA. RefSeq names its product Immunoglobulin-like fold. The coding region runs from base 1 to 2043 and encodes 680 amino acids. The transcript has 3 exons. NCBI's taxonomy places the organism in Eukaryota, Oomycota, Peronosporomycetes, Peronosporales, Peronosporaceae. The record is from RefSeq and is a predicted model, not a curated record.
AUGACAUGCGGUAUCAUGGCCAAUGAGAACGACUUCAAGACUGAAGACCUAUCUGUAGAAAAGUGCGUUCUUCAGCCGCCGCAGCUUACUAAACUUUUUCCAAACUGGGUAUCAGCCAGUACGACAUCGGAGCUGGAAUUGUGGGGCGACAAUCUGUCUGCCGUUUUCACAACAUCAUCGAUCGACAACAAGGAUCGACGGGUUCGACUAUCGUUUGGCGGUACCCGCGAGAUAAAAAUUGUUGAAGGAAUUCUCAGUGAAAAUGGCAGAGUGAGAUGUGCGAUUCCUCAAGAGAUCGGGCAGCUGUUGACGCUGGAUAAUGCGAUAUCUACUUCGAAUAUAACGGGCGGCUCACCUGUUCUUGUAGAUGUGUGGCUUGGCGGGUUAUAUAACGCGCUUACGGGGUAUCCUCUACCGCUUUAUGUGUAUCAAAAGAUACCCGUCAUCCAUGCUAUUUCGCCGAUUGAUGGACCAACUUUUGGUGGUUUUUCGGUCAUGGUGGACGGUUAUGGAUUCAUCGACACUGGAAAUCUCGUUGUUCGCUUUCAGCCAUAUACUGGUGAGGAGGGAGCAACGACCGAAGAUGAAAAUAUAAGCGCAUUUGAAAGCCAAAACGAAUACGAUAACGUCUGGAAGGAGGAUGACUUGAGCGACAAGACUCAAACGAUGGUUACCAAGUCAGAGAUGGCUUACUUUGACGUGGUUGCAACCUAUGUUACAACUGAGAGAAUAAGUUGUACGGCUCCUUGUUUGCCACGAGAAGGACUUUACACAGUUCUUGUAUCUCUAAAUACCAUCGAGUUCAGCCCGAUCGGUACAAACAAUCGGUUUCUGGCUUGGCGAGACUGGCGAAAUGAAGAGCGAGCGCUCUCUUGCGUGCCUGUUUCUCAAGCUAAGACAGAUGACACUACCACCUAUGAUGUUUUUGCUCACCCCGCCAAAUGUUCCGCAUCGGUGGAGAGAGAUGAAUUUGAACGGUCACGACAACAACCAAGAUUCACGUUACCGAAAAAGAUUACUCCGACUGCAACUUCAGGAGUCAUUCUGACGCCGCAAACUGCUUGUAGCGUGGAUUCUGCUUUCGAUAACCACGUCGAAAAUGUAUUUGCCGAGAAAAUACUUUUGGAAGAUUUGUCCCGUCUUCAGUUGCCCUCUACCUCCUGGAUGAAUACCUAUACUAGCGGCCGGCCACUCUUAUCACUUCUUGAAUCUUUAUGCUGCGGUCGGGAGAGUCAGAAUAUUCUAUAUCGCCACCUGCAUUUAGCCUUUCAGCUACAAACAGGCGAAAACAGCUUCACAGAAAAGUCGUCAUUCCAGUUUCCCAUUUUUGUAAAUGCUAUCCGCACGAUUUUCCCCGAUGCACUGAUACGUGAUCUUAAAGAAUUAUGGCAUGCUUUUGAGCAUCAAGCUGACGGAUCGAUGACAUUCCAGCAGCUGCUUGUACGUCUAGAACGCUCCAAUACGUCCGGUCGGCGAUGCAAAAGCCCUGAACCAGGUCCAACGCAUUAUCAUCCGCGAUAUAGCAUCGUUUCCUCGCGUGAGCCAGCCGCCAUUAUACCACCCCGACCAACAGAAUCGACGCACGUCGUGAGUCCUCCGUCGACUCUCUAUAUGGAUUAUGACGUUGCCGUCAAAACUAUCAAGCCUCGGGCACCUCGGUCUGUGUUUUGCAAGCGAAAGUUUACAGCUUCGUGGUGCAAUCCAAUCGGCAAAUGUACACCAGAGCCAACCCCGCCAUGGUCACCGUCAUCCCUGAAAUCCAUACGUAGUCAAUCAAGUCAUCGCACAAAAGCCAGCAAAGAGACGUCGAAUGCCUCACAUGUCAAGAUCACUAAUGAUUUUCAAAGCAGUACUAUCAAAGCCAGUAUUGGUUAUCGAGGCGUUAAAGCCAGCGAGCUGCCAGUUAUUGGAAGACAAAAUCAGGCUGAUAUUUUUUAUCAAGAAGCAAUAGAACCAGAGAAACUCGAGUUGCGAAGUUAUCUUCAACGACAUCCUUCGCUCUUUCUGCAGACAAAACGAAGUUUCGACAGACUGGUGAUCUGA